ACCCAAUCACAACCUCAGAAUGACCAGAAGCUGUUCAGCAUUCACAUCUCAGAACCGUCUAAUCAGAACUGUGCAUCAGCUCACCAUAACAGCCAGUCUGGUCAGGAAGAGUCGACUCGUCAUGGCCAAGCCAGCGUACCGAAAGGCAGAACUGUGGCAGAUGGGUCUGCUCAUCUUGUCCCUGGUGUCUCACUCUGAGGGAUCUACAAUCAUUGAAGUUGAAAACGGAGGAGGUUGGGGUGGCUGGCAAGAAGUUAAGAUGUGUCCUAAGGACUUUUAUGCUUAUGGAUUCAGCCUGAGGGUGGAGAGGUCUGUGGGAAAGCAUGAUGACACAGCGCUCAAUGGAAUCCGUCUGUUCUGCAAACACAUAACUUAUCAGAUCGAAGAUAUAAUGGUGGAAUCACCAGGACACUGGGGGGAUUGGACUUCAAAGCAAGCUUGUGAAUCUGGAUAUCUGGAUUCCUUCCAACUGCGUGUGGAGGCCUCUCAGGGCAAAGGAGAUGACACAGCUGCCAACAACAUAAACGUCCACUGCAGCAGUGGAGAUAUUCUCCAUGGUGACGGCACAGGCUGGGGGAGCUGGGGCAGAUGGAGCUCAAGAUGCCCAAACGGGGUAUGUGGUAUGCAAGUCAAGGUGGAAGGGCCGCAAGGAAGGGGUGAUGACACUGCCCUCAAUGAUGCUCGAAUGAUCUGUUGUUAGGAAGGCUAGAACUUCCUCUGCCGGCAAAUAAAUGCCUUGCAGAUGCAUUAUAUAAAGAUAAAAAAGGUUGUUAGUAAAAAAACCCUGUUAGAACUAAAAAUGGUGAAGAAGCUUGCUAUGCAGUUCAGCAAAAAGGAAAAGGACUUCCUUUUUGCAUGUCCUAUUAUCAAGGAGUUGCACAUGUUAAAUCUGUCUUUUAAUUAUCCUACCUUGUGUCUUUUUAUGGGGGAGGGGGUAUUAAUUAAUUAUCUUAUGUAGUUUACUUUUUUAACUAUUGUCCUUUUCUGCUUUUAUUUGCUAAUGCUAAUGUUUAUGUAAAGCACAUUGAAUUACCCCUGUAUAUGAUGUGUGCUAUAUCAAUAAAUAUACUUGUACUGUACAAGAAGUAUACUGUA
Alosa sapidissima (American shad) is the source of this 1095-nucleotide messenger RNA. RefSeq names its product vitelline membrane outer layer protein 1-like. Lineage: Eukaryota; Metazoa; Chordata; Actinopteri; Clupeiformes; Clupeidae. Bases 20 to 700 code for a protein of 226 amino acids. The transcript has 4 exons. The record is from RefSeq and is a predicted model, not a curated record.